GGGAAGUUUUGCCGAAAUAUGACACUAGUAAUUCACCAUUGACGCCCAAAUCAAAACCCUUUCUUACUUACGGCUCCUGCGAUUCUCUCUAACCUUAAAGGUGUAGUUGUCUAGGGGUGUUAUGGCAUCAAAGCUGAAUACUUUACGUUCAAAGGCGGCUGAAGUCUCAAAACUUUUAUCCGAUCAUGGAAGCACCUACUACAAGCAGACACUUGAGAAGAAUAAGCAAUACAUUCAGGAUCCACCAACUAUCGAAAAAUGUCAGGAAUUAUCCAAUCAGCUACUUUACACUCGUCUUGCCAGUAUCCCCAGGCGCUACGAUGCAUUCUGGAAGGAAUUGGAUCAUGUGAAGCAACUAGUAAAGACAAGGGAUCUUAAAAGGGAAGAUAUGGGUGUUGCUGCUCUUUUUGGGCUUGAGUGUUUUACAUGGUUUUGUGCUGGAAAGAUAAUAGGCCGGGGAUGUACCAUUACUGGUUACUAUGUUUAACUUCUGCAACCAAGGUUAGCUACUUGCCAAUGUGCUUCAGGAUAAUAAGAUAGACUGCUUAAGUGCUUAGAAACGUAGUUUUUCUUAGGGAGCGGAUCAAAUUCACCAAACCAUGUUUUGUUAUAACUAAUGUGUCAACCACGGCCAAAUAAUCUGAAUUUUGUUAACUUUA
This is a messenger RNA of Erigeron canadensis, 659 nucleotides long. RefSeq lists its product as uncharacterized. Gene Ontology annotation, biological process: proton motive force-driven ATP synthesis. Gene Ontology annotation, molecular function: proton transmembrane transporter activity. The record is from RefSeq and is a predicted model, not a curated record. Bases 122 to 487 code for a protein of 121 amino acids. The transcript is spliced from 3 exons. Lineage: Eukaryota; Viridiplantae; Streptophyta; Magnoliopsida; Asterales; Asteraceae.